This is a messenger RNA of Physella acuta, 504 nucleotides long. RefSeq names its product peptide chain release factor 1-like, mitochondrial. Gene Ontology annotation, molecular function: translation release factor activity. Gene Ontology annotation, biological process: translational termination. NCBI's taxonomy places the organism in Eukaryota, Metazoa, Mollusca, Gastropoda, Physidae. The record is from RefSeq and is a predicted model, not a curated record.
AUGUUUGAAAGAGAAGAAUAUAUUGACAUCCAGCCUCAAGAUUUAAAAGUGGAAAUUUUUCACGGCAGUGGUCCUGGUGGACAGUCUGUCAAUAUCACAGACAGUGCUGUGAGGAUAACUCACAUUCACACAGGAACAGUGGCAGAGUGCAGACAAGAGCGUUCACAGGCUAAAAAUAAAGAAAUCGCAUUAAAGAAACUCAAAUCUAGGAAUUACCAAGCACAACUUGAAGUGCAAGAGAUCAAAAGAAGGACAAUGAGAAAAAUGCAAAUAGGCACCAAAGGCAGACCAGAAAAUAUUAGAACUUACAACUUCCAACAGGACAGAGUCACUGAUCACCGCGUGAAAGAGAACUAUUCAAACCUGUUUGAGUUUAUGCUGGGAGGGGAAGGUUUGGAUGGGCUUAUCAAUGCUUUAGACUACCAUGAAAAAUUUUUGAAUAUUGAAUCAAUGUUGGACUCUUACCAAAUGGAGUUACAAAAAAAUAAAUCAGGAAAGAGUUGA